Molecule: messenger RNA, 2032 nt
Organism: Cicer arietinum (chickpea)
Lineage: Eukaryota; Viridiplantae; Streptophyta; Magnoliopsida; Fabales; Fabaceae
Product: protein transport protein sft2
Biological process (GO): vesicle-mediated transport
Cellular component (GO): membrane
Source: RefSeq, a predicted model, not a curated record
AAACAGCACAAUUGAGAUUUUCCGACAAAAAUUCAGUUAAAAAUUAAAAAGUAAUUAAAAAAAGAUCACCGCGACAAAUUCUCCGAUUAAAUCUUCCAAUCGCUCGCGAAGAAGCGAGUCACAAGCAAUUCACAUCUUCUUCUUCUUCUUCUUCUUCUUCUUCUUCUUCUUUUCUCAAUUUGGUGAAAUCGAGAUUAAAAAUGCAAAGUUGGUUUUCGGGAACCAAUGACGACGAUCUGAAACCUUCGUCGUCUUUGCUCGCUGAUUGGAACUCAUACGCUACUGCUCAAUCCUCUCAGAAUGAUGACUCCUCCACUUUCCCUUUUGAUAUUGAAUCCGCCGUUAGGUCUGCUAACGACACCGUUUCCGGUACUUUCGGCGUGGUUUCCAAAGGUGUGAAAGAUAUGUCUGGCAACUUCCAGUCUGCCUCUAGCAGUAUUCCUUCUGGCCAAGCACUUGUGUACUUUGGUUUGUUUCUGGCAAGUGGAGUCUUCUUCGUUUUCAUAGCAUUUACAUUGUUCCUGCCUGUCAUGGUGGUUAUGCCCCAAAAGUUUGCUAUAUGUUUUACUCUUGGGUGUGGAUUGAUUAUUGGAUCAUUCUUUGCUCUCAAGGGUCCCAAGAAUCAGCUUGCUCACAUGUUGUCAAAGGAGAGGCUCCCUUUUACAUUGGUCUUUCUAGGAAGUAUGAUAGGUACCAUAUAUGUAUCAAUGGUGCGUCACAGCUACAUUCUUUCUGUGGUAUUCUCUGUAGUACAGGUUCUCUCACUUGGGUACUAUGCUAUUUCAUACUUUCCUGGUGGAUCUGCUGGAAUGACUUUUCUGACUUCUGCUCUUACCUCCUCAGUAAUGAGAUGUUUUGGGAGGUGACAUGUUCUUGGUUAAUAGGAGUUGAGGUCAGAUGUUUCUAUAUAUAGUAGUUGGCUUGUACAUGUUGUCUCCGAAGAUCUAUCAGCUGAAACCAAAUUGACCUAAGAAUAUUGCUGAGUUGAAGCAUCAUUAACACUUUCUUAGAGUUCAAUGUUUGUUGCCACAUGCCAAAUCGGAGUGAAAAAAGUUGAUAAGCCUCUUAGACACAAGUUUCUAAAUGCACAUUGUCUGAUUGAUGAAGUAAACUGUUUAGUUCUCUUCUGCGAAAUGGAAUUUUAAAUAAUUUUUCUUAAAUGAGCAUAUAAGUAUGGCAUUAUAUCAAGGAAUAUAGGGGGAUAUAUCAAGUAAGAGCGAGUUGUGUGAGACAUAAUAUUGAAUAUACAAGUAUACAUGGAAUGUUCUAGGCUGGUUCUCUUAAAUCCAGUCUUAUCUAUUCUUUUAUAUAAUACGGUCUAGAUUUAUUUUCCUCACUUGAAGAUGCUCUUGCCUACUACGUUGUGUGUGGGGGCAUGGGCAGCUGGGGAAAGAUAGGUAAUAAGGAAGAGAAACCUUUGAAUUCGUCACACCUGAGUUUGGACUGAUGCCAAUUGAGCCACAAGUCCCUUGAUAUAUUAUUUUUUGUAUUAUUAACUUCAGUGGCUAUGCACCUUUGGGGGACAAUGUGCUAUAUCUCACUUAUUAAUGGCAUAACCGAUGAUAGGAACUAAAUAAGAGCUAGAGGAGUUGAUGUAUGGACCCUGUUAGUUCGAUUGCUGAUUAACUGAAAAUUGCCAGGGUAAAUAAACUUAGUGGAUGUUGUUCUUUAUUUCAAUACCUUUGCCAAGUGCCAAUUGAUAUGGCAUAUUGUUUCCAUUGAUUUCAAUGUAGCUCGUGGUGGUGAUCAAGAACAAACACUUUGCAAUGACACAAAAUAAAGGAGAGCGCUCUAGUUUUAGGCUUAAGUAUUGUAUUUUUAGUCUCUAAGGUAUUAUGUUAGUGCAAUUUUGGUUCUAUAAGUUUCGUCUGGUUACAAUCUAUUUCCUACAUCAUAGGGUUGUCCAAUUUGUAACAGCAGUAUUUUACAUGGCAUGUAUGGGUCUUAUUUGUCAUUGACUUAGGAAAGCUUUGCAAUGUCUCUAGUAACAAGAUAUUAUUAGUAUUCAUGUGAAGCAGAUAUUAAAUUCUUC